ACAUAUCUGAUAUAACGUGGUGACAAAACAACAACAAUACUAUCUGAACAUCAGAAAACUAAGAUACAAAAAACAAACAAACAAAAAAGGGUGCCCUUUGGAGCCCUUGGGAGAUCGCUGGACGGGUUCACUCGUUCAUCGAUUUGAUUGGUUUGAUCAAUCACGGGUCAUCAUGUGUGGUGUAGGCCGCGGCUGUCGGCUCCGCUCACCGUAAACAAGCACCGGCCAUUACACGAGGACUGAACGGAAAACCGGACAUCACACAGCAGGCGAGACAGAAUGAGCGUAUCCGACGUUUGUGCAUCAAACGCGCUUUAAGAGUGGCGCGAGUCUCGUGAUGGAGGACUGGAGCGAGUGUUUGGAUGUGGCUGUGCAGAUCGCGCGCAGAGCCGGACAGGUAGUUCAGGCAGCAGUGAAGCAGGAGAAGCGUGUGAGCAGCAAGAGCACGCCCACAGACCUGGUGACAGAAACAGACCAUCAGGUGGAAGAGCUCAUAAUCUCCACACUCAGGGAGAGAUACCCCUCACACAGGUUUAUCGGAGAGGAGUCAUCUGCAGCCGGGGAGAAGUGUGAACUAACACUCAGCCCAACAUGGAUAAUAGAUCCCAUUGAUGGGACAUGUAACUUUGUGCACAGUUUCCCAAUGGUGGCAGUAAGCAUUGGCUUUGCAGUGAGGAAAGAGCUUGAGUUUGGGGUCAUCUUCCACUGCUUUGAUGGGACACUGUAUACAGGCAGGAAAGGUCAUGAAGCGUAUUGUAAUGGGGUUCGGCUACAGGUUUCAAAAGAAAAAGAUGUGUCCAAGGCCCUCAUUUUGACAGAGAUUGGGGCAAAGAGAGAUCCUGCCACACUGGAUAUCUUUUUAGGAAAUAUGAAGAAACUAUUAAGUGCACCUACUCAUGGAGUGCGGAUCAUUGGCAGCUCUACACUAGCACUUUGUCAUAUAGCCAGUGGGGCGGCAGAGGCCUAUUACCAGUACGGCCUGCACUGCUGGGACAUUGCAGCGGCCGCAAUCAUCAUCAGGGAGGCAGGAGGCUGUGUCAUCGACACCACAGGGGGCCCCCUCGAUCUCAUGUCCAGACGAGUUGUGGCUGCUGGGACCAGAGAGAUAGCAGACUAUGUCAUAAAGCAGCUGCAGCCUAUAAACUACGGCCGUGAUGACAGUGACCCAAAUGCCCUGGCCUGAUCACUCCCUUGACCUCUGACCCCAUCCUAAGCCUUUUACCUCAGAACACAGAAUCCUGCCAUGUUACAUCUGCAGCAUCUUUUUAAUGCAACAUUCACAUAUUUAUAGUUUUUCUUUUAUGGUUUAGCAUGAAACAGUUUGUAUGUUUUCCAGUCACUGGACACAUCCAAAACUCAUGGCAUCCUUUUGAGUAAUUAAUUUUUGGGUAAACAUAAAAAUAAGUUGUAAUCACUGUAUCCACAACCAUAUAUUUAUAUAUUUUAAUUGUAGUUUAUUAAACAUAGAAGGCAGAUUUUCAUCAUGUUAAAUGGAUUUUCAAUAUGCUAUUCAUAAUUUAUGUUUUAAGGUGCCUUGAAAUGGCAGGAUACUGAUAAUGCCAAAUAAUAAUAAAAUAAAUAAACAAAUCCAUACGAAUAUAACAAACAACUUGGAUUUCACACUACAACAAGGGAGAAACAUAAAUUUAAUGUAUAUCAAUUUAUGGUCUAAGAAAAGCAGCAGGUUAUGGACUGAAACAGGUCUUUAAAUAGCGUAUAUUUAAUUUAGGUUAUCAAUUUAAAGAAGUGGUUGCUAAGUAUGCCGUAUGGUCAGUGAAUUAAAAUAACGUAGGAAUAUUAUGGUAGUGAAAUACAUGUAGCUAAUUAGAUCAUUACUCUGGAAGUUCACCAAACAAUUUACUCACCCUUAUAUUGUUCCAAACCAUAUGACUUUCUUUCUAAAUGCUAGUCAGGCCAUGUGUUGCUCUCAGUCACCAUUCUCUUUCAUUGUUUCUUUUUUCAUACUAUGAAUGUGAAUGGUGACUAAGGCUAAAAUUCUGCUUAACAUCUCAUUUUGUGCUCCACAGAAGUAAGUCAGAUGGGUUUGGAACAACACGAGGGUGAGUAAAUGAUGACAGAAUUUUCAUUUUUGUGUGAACUAUCCUAUAGUUGUAAACACUUCGUUUUAAAAAUUGAUGCUUUAGUUAAGAUACUAUUGGCCAUUAACUAGCUAAAGAAGAAAAAAAAAAAAGAUACAAAACCAUACAGCAGUAGGCAUAUUCAAUGUUACUUUGGUAAGUUCUCAGUGAAUAACUACAUCUGACCAAAUGCACUUAAUCAACUAAUAUAUAUAUGUGUGUAUAUAUAUAUAUAUAUAUAUAUAUAUAUAUAUAUACACACACACACACACAGUUCUAAUAAUUACAGGCACACACUGCAGUUUUAACAUGUUUUCCUUUAUGUUUUUCUAAUAAUGGAUGAUUACAGUACAAACCACAGUACAGUACAACAGCUGAAAUACAAAUACAUGAAGAUUUGACUAUAUAUAUAUAUAUAUAUAUAUUAUUAGUUUUACUGAUGUGAAAUUCUCUGUGUAUCAGGGCAACAUUUAUCAGUCUGGUAUGAAAAAUUAAAAGCACACAUCAAAAUGAAUGAUGUCCUGUAAUUAUUUAGUCAUUCAUAACUAACCAUGAUCAGUCAUCUAUUGAUUGUCUUUGGAUAAAAUAUUACUAUGCAUAAAUAAUAAAUUGUGCAUUAUUUAGUUGCAAGCUUUCCAAAUUUGGGAGCAAAAUAAAAGGGAACAGUUUCUCCGAAAACAAUCUUACAUUUUAAAGCAAUUCUGACUAAUAAAUCUGAUUUCUCCAUUAUUUGUUAUGAGUAUCUCAAAUUAAACUAAUAGUUGGAUACACAUUUUUUCUUUGCUUCAGCAUUUGCCUUAAACUUGAUAUUUGGUUUCCAAUGGAUAAAACUGAAUUCAGUAGGCCUAUUUCUUUCAAGUCUUAAAGGUUUAUACUAAAACUGUUAGGUUAUUUAAUUAACACAAA
This is a messenger RNA of Myxocyprinus asiaticus (Chinese sucker), 2984 nucleotides long. RefSeq names its product inositol monophosphatase 2-like. Gene Ontology annotation, molecular function: inositol monophosphate 1-phosphatase activity. The transcript is spliced from 9 exons. NCBI's taxonomy places the organism in Eukaryota, Metazoa, Chordata, Actinopteri, Cypriniformes, Catostomidae. The record is from RefSeq and is a predicted model, not a curated record. The coding region runs from base 338 to 1183 and encodes 281 amino acids. Gene Ontology annotation, biological process: inositol metabolic process; phosphatidylinositol phosphate biosynthetic process; signal transduction.